Molecule: messenger RNA, 189 nt
Organism: Echinops telfairi (small Madagascar hedgehog)
Lineage: Eukaryota; Metazoa; Chordata; Mammalia; Afrosoricida; Tenrecidae
Product: thymosin beta-10-like
Exons: 1
Coding region: 55-189 (44 amino acids)
Biological process (GO): actin filament organization; regulation of cell migration
Cellular component (GO): cytoplasm
Molecular function (GO): actin monomer binding
Source: RefSeq, a predicted model, not a curated record
GGGAUCGCCCGGGAACUCUUCUGGGAGCCGGAAGCCAGGGAUUGCGUUAAGAAAAUGGCAGAAAAGCCAGACAUGGGAGAAAUUGCCAGCUUCGAUAAGGCCAAGCUGAAGAAAAUGGAGACGCAGGAGAAAAAUACCCUACCGACCAAAGAGACCAUGGAGCCGGAGAAGCGGAGUGAAAUCUCCUAA